Myxocyprinus asiaticus (Chinese sucker) is the source of this 4608-nucleotide messenger RNA. Its product is annotated as lipoprotein lipase-like. Gene Ontology annotation, biological process: lipid metabolic process. Gene Ontology annotation, molecular function: apolipoprotein binding; lipoprotein lipase activity. Lineage: Eukaryota; Metazoa; Chordata; Actinopteri; Cypriniformes; Catostomidae. The record is from RefSeq and is a predicted model, not a curated record. The transcript has 10 exons. Bases 59 to 1654 code for a protein of 531 amino acids.
UUCCGUUACAACUUGUUAUUGGGAUAAUUCACUUUUAAUUAUUUAUUUAUACUGUACUAUGGGAAAAGAAUGUAUCUGGUUGCUGUUCAUCGGAUUUUCUCUUAUUGCGAGCGAACCUCUCACCAACUCUUCUGAAACACUUAUUGCAAAAAACUCCACUGAGCAGACGGUGGACUACAGUGACAUCGAGUCAAAGUUCUCCAUCAGAAAUGGUGAAUUUCCUGACGAGGAUCUGUGCUAUCUUGUCCCGGGAAUAAAGGAGUCUUUUUCGGAAUGUAACUUUAAAACUGAUGCCCAAACCUUCAUUAUCAUCCAUGGAUGGUCGGUUGCAGGUCUGUUUGAAAGCUGGAUCUAUAAGCUUGUGACUGCUCUGUUUGAGCGUGAACCCAGCGCCAAUGUCAUUGUGGUCGACUGGCUGGAUCGGGCCAACAAACACUACCCAACAUCAGCAGAAAACACCAGAUUGGUGGGGGCAGAUGUAGCCAAGUUUGUCAACUGGUUGGAGGAGUUGGAGUACCCACUGAAAAAGGUGCAUCUGUUAGGCUACAGUCUUGGUGCACAUGUUGCAGGCGUCGCAGGAAACCUCACCAACCACAAAGUUAACAGAAUUACAGGACUUGACCCAGCAGGCCCCAGUUUUGAGAAUGCCAACAGUCUUAGACGUCUGUCACCUGAUGAUGCAACCUUUGUUGAUGUCCUGCACACAAACACCAGAGGAACGCCAGACCUCAGCAUCGGGAUCCAGAGGCCAGUUGGUCACGUCGAUAUUUAUCCCAACGGUGGAACUUUCCAACCUGGCUGCAGCAUUCAAAAUACCAUGAAGCUCAUCGCCACCUACGGCUUCUACAACAUGGACCAAAUUGUGAAAUGCUCUCACGAGCGCUCUGUGCACCUGUUCAUUGACUCGCUGGUAAAUCAGGCUCAACAGAGCUGGGCGUACCGCUGUAGCACCAAAGAUGCCUUCAACAAGGGCCUGUGCCUGAGCUGUCGCAAGAACCGCUGCAACAAACUCGGCUACAACGUGAAGAAGAUCCGCACCACCAGGAACACAAAAAUGUACCUCAAAACCCGAGAGAUUAUGCCGUUCAAGGUGUUUCAUUACCAGAUCAAGUUUCAUGUAUUUAGCGAUAAAAACUUGACUAUGUUGGAGCAGCCGAUGAAAGUGUCGCUGUUCGGCACGACUGACGAAAGGGAUGACAUCUCUGUCACUGUGCCCAUCAUGAUCACCAACAGCACCAUCUCCUUCUUGGUGACGUGUGACAGGGACGUUGGGGAGCUGUUGAUGUUGAAUAUCCAGUGGGAGAAGGACUCGUAUCUGUAUGGCUUCUUCAGCACCAAUCGAUUGAUGAUUCGCAGAAUGAGAAUAAAAUCAGGAGAAACUCAAGCCAAGGUAAUAUUCAGACCGAAAGAGGGAGAAUUUGGUUUCCUCACACAGGGUGGAAACCCCGUUAUCUUUGUGAAGUCCACUGAAACCCCGCAGAGCAGGAGAGAGGAGAGGCAGCACAGAUUGAAGCAUCAUGGAAGUUCAUUUAAGGGUGUGAAUGAAGCAUCAGCUGAUAUGAGUAAAGAGCCGGUGUUACUGAAUCACACUGAAUCAACAGAUGUCAUGACACAAACCACAACAAAGCAAAACAACUUCACAAGGUCAUCGUAAAGAAUUUUAUAUUCAUCAGAUGAAAGCUCAACAGGUGAAUCUCAUGAAAACAUGUCCAGGUCAUUUUGCACCCCAAAAUCUGAUGGAAAAAAAAUAGGAAAUUAUAUUUUGCAUAAAGAAAUGGAAGCCUUUUUUGUGACAUUUUUUUCUUUUAAAAUGUAAAUAUGAAAAUUAUAUACAUUACAUGCAUGUAAAGUAUAACACAUGUAAAGUAUAACACAUGUAAAGUAUAAUUUCUUCAUUAUGUUCAUGACAGGUUUCUUGAGAUUCACCCCAAAAUACAUUAUAAAAAGUGGUAAACUCCAGUUGUUGCCUUAAAGGGACAGUUCGCCCAAAAAUGAAAAUUCUCUCAUCAUUUACUCACCCUCAUGCUAUCCCAGAUGUGUAUGACUUUCUUUCUUCAGCAAAACACAAAUUAUGGGCCUACAGAGCUGAGAUAUUCUUCAUUUGUGUUCUGCAGAAGAAAGAAAAUCAUAAGAAAUAAGAAAUUAUACUUUGCAAAUUAUAUUUGCAUGUAUAUAAUUUUCAAUGAAAAUAAUGCCACAAAAAUAGGCUUCAAUUUCCCAACCUUUUUUUUUUUCUCCCAAUUCCCAAUGCGCUCUAAGUCCUCGUGGUGGUGUAGUGAUUCGCCUCAAUCCGGGUGGCGGAGGACGAAUCCCAGUUGCCUCCGCGUCUGAGAUCAUCAACCCGUGCAUCUUAUCACGUGACUUGUUGAGCAUGUUGCCACGGAGAUAUAGCGUGUGUGGAGGCUUCACGCCAUCCACCGCGGCAACUACGCUCAACACACCACGCGCCCCACCAAGAACGAAUCUCAUUAUAGCGAUCACGAGGAGGUUACCCCAUGUGACUCUACCCUCCCUAGUAACCGGGCCAAUUUGGUUGCUUAGGAGACCUGGCUGGAGUCACUCAGCAUUUCUUCUUUGUUAUAGUGACAGUUGAUCGUACGGGACAGAUUAGGAAAGUAAAUGUUAGAAUAUGUUUUACAAGGGAUGAUGCAAAGAGAACACAGUAAAUAGCCUAAACAUCCUCCUCAAAACUUAUGAUAAAUGACAUGUGGUUAUCCGCAGGCUUUGAAUAAAAAACCUCAAAAAUAACAAUAGCUUAUUAAUAAUAAUAUCUAGGUUUUAGACAUAAGCUAUUUAUGUCGUACAAGAGUAAAACCCUUCUUCUGACAGUUAUUUAACACUACAAGCAUCCCUUCUCUUGCUGUUUUAAAUAGCAUACCUUUUUUUUCUUGAAUGAUUAAAUGCUCCGUUCCGCCAUCAUUAUUGCUUAGUGAUUUUUGCGUAGCGUCCCGUCCGCAUCUGUUGCUUAAAGUGGCUGUUAUUUUGUUUCCAUUCCUGAUCUGUAAACUCCUUUAAGAACAACUCUCACCCACCUGUCUUUACUUCAUACCCGCAUCCAGAGAUGCCUACGGUUAGAUUGGAGGAGGAAUGGGCAUGAGGCAAAUACAUGGUUAAAAGGACAGUUCAACCAAAAAUGAAAAUUCUCUCAUUAUUUACUCACCCUCAUGAUAUCCCAGGUGUGCAUGACUUUCUUUCUUCACCAGAACACAUUUGAAGUAAAAUAGUAAAAUAUCUCAGCUCAGUAGGUCCUUAAAAUGGAAGUGGAUGGCGGUUUCUCUUUUGAAGCUCCAAAAAUCACAGUCAGUCAGCAUAAAAGUCAUCCAUACGACACCAGCGGUUAAAUUAACGUCUUCUAAAGCGACACAAUCGCUAAAGUACUUUUUAAGUCUAUAUCAUCGCUUCUGGUAAACUUCAGGAGAGGGUGGAGAUCACAUGGUCUCUCGUGUGACAUAUUCGCGUUGCCAUGUUGCCGAUGUAAUUGCGAGAAUUUUCACUUUUGGGUGAACUAUCCCUUUAAGUCAGACAGGGUAUUAGACGCUGCUUACAGCAAUUACGGUUUUUGGUGCCAUUCUCACGUUCUCAGCCUUUCUCCGCUUCUUUAGGACGCAACUGACGCUCUUCACAUGCGCAAGAAGUUUUGUUCAGAAAACGUAAUGCACAUGUAAACAAAUAUUUGUAUGGGAUUGCAAAGUUUAGGGGACAUAUAAACAGUACAUUGAGAAUUUGCAAUCGGAUUGAAUUUAUUUGGAUUGACGAAAAUUAGUGCAUGCACACAUGAUGUUAACUAAUAUUACUGACUCAAAUAAAACUAGUUAACUUAGAUAAAAAAAAAUUUUAAAAAAUUUUUUUUAGGUUAACAUUUCUUUCAGUGCAUAGGAAAUAAUGGCCUGUAAUAUAUUAAGUGUAAAAAAAUAUAUAUUUUGCAUAAAUCCAACUUUAUGCAUUCGUUAGCCUAGAUUCUAGUACAUAUUUUGUAAGCAUAAACAGGGUUAAAAAUAUCCAGAUAAAAUAUUAUUCCAUGGCUUAAACAAAAUUAAUUGAACUAAACACAUCUAUUAGCAGCUUGUAAAUAUGAUAACCAUUGCGUAUUUAUAGUGGUUUAUACAGGAUUAAACAGCAGUAGAUUGAUAUCAAUUCAGAAUUUAAUGCUCCAAUCAAGAAUUCAAAAUUGCUGAUUUAAGAUUUUCUUCCUCACCAACAAAUCAAUGCAUUCUGUUUAAAAAUGCUCACCUGUUUGUUUUCCUCUUAUUGUAUACAUGCAUUUUAAUAAUACUGUUGUUAUUUCAAAAAGGUGUGUUUAUAGUAGUACCUUCAGUUUGCAGUUAAUAGAUUAAUACAGUCAAAAUAAUCAAAGUAGUUUAAAUUGGCACAUAACUUAAAAACUGUAAAUGUACUGACAAACUGUUUAAGAUCUUUUCAGUUUGUCCAAGGGCUUUUGAUGCAAAUGAAAUGCCUUAGUGACACAAAUGUCCACAUUUACUUUUAGGGUUUUCAACCAUCUUCUGUAUUUAUUUAACAUGCUUUAUGCUUCUGAAAUGUUAGGUUGGUCUUAAUAACUGAAUGUAUUUUUGUGUGUGAAUGUAUCUCAAUAAAUGUAUGUAUCUUCAA